Tremella mesenterica DSM 1558 is the source of this 417-nucleotide messenger RNA. RefSeq lists its product as uncharacterized. The coding region runs from base 1 to 417 and encodes 138 amino acids. The transcript has 3 exons. NCBI's taxonomy places the organism in Eukaryota, Fungi, Basidiomycota, Tremellomycetes, Tremellales, Tremellaceae. The record is from RefSeq and is a predicted model, not a curated record.
AUGUUCGUUCUCUUGGCGAUGAUGCACCUUCAGAGGAUAUCUUUCUCCCAGCCGAUGGGUUAUGUGGAACAAGCUAUUUCGGAUCUCACUUCAAAACGUAAAGGAAGAUCAAAGAUAGGUUGGCACAACCGUGCGGGUCAAGAUUUAGAUCUACCAUUGGCCAUCCAACAGCAUUUACGUGAUUUCCUCUCACCUGAUUCUCUCCAACACGCAUGGGACGAUCCAGGAAUGUUAAGACAGUGUGUGGAUGUUUUAGACGUUUUGAGAGAAUCUCUGGAUCAUGCGACAGAGGUACGACCUGAGAACUCUCACCUUCGCAUCUUGGACAGGGAAGAGAGAUUGGUCAGAUGGGGUUUGAAACCUUUGGCAGGUUGGAUGGGACCGGGUGGAAGUUUAGAGAUAUUAUCUCGAAAGUGA